GAAUGGUCGCUAGGUGGCGACACAGAACCUACCUACACCUUUAAUUCCAAUGUGUGGUUAGCCGAAGAAGAAGAAGAAGAAGGCUGGCCACGCAGAGCUGGUAGUCACAUGUGUUUACUUCAUUUCAAGUAGACUAACUAUAGUUUCCCCCAGACACAAACUCACAGCAAGGAAGAAGUAUGAGCUCCUGUCGACGACCAGAACAUUCUGCCCCUCCAGAUGUGUUUUACGACGCAAAGGAGGCAAAGAAAUACUCUCAAAAUUCUCGAAUGAUCGAGAUUCAGACCCAGAUGUCAGAGAGAGCUGUGGAGCUUUUGAACCUGCCAGAGGGACAGCCAUGCUUCCUGCUGGACGUUGGGUGUGGCUCUGGUCUGAGUGGCGACUACCUGACAGAAGAAGGACACUACUGGGUUGGCGUUGACAUCAGCACCGCCAUGCUGGAUGUUGCACUAGAGAGAGAGGUGGAGGGAGACCUUUUAUUGGGAGACAUGGGGCAAGGCAUGCCUUUUCGAGCCGGAACCUAUGACGGUUGUAUUAGUAUCUCAGCUCUCCAAUGGCUUUGCAACGCCGACAAGCGCACACACAGUCCUCCCAAGAGACUCUACGCCUUCUUUAGUACGCUUUAUUCUUCUUUGGCAAGAGGUGCACGAGCCGUUUUUCAGCUUUAUCCAGAGAACUCUGAGCAGCUGGAGCUGAUCACAUCGCAGGCGAUGAAAGCAGGCUUCAGCGGCGGCAUGGUGGUGGACUAUCCCAACAGCAGCAAAGCCAAAAAGUUCUUCCUGUGUCUGUUUGCCGGCAUGACAGGCGUACUGCCAAAGGGAUUGGGAUCAGAAACCACAGACAGGACAGUUGCAAACCAGGUCCAGUUUUCAGGACAAAGAUGCCGUUUUAAAAACAUGAAGGGUAAAUCGGUAAAGGGCCGAAAUUGGAUCUUAGAGAAGAAGGAGAGGAGGCGGAGACAAGGACGGGAUGUGCGAGCUGACACCAAAUACACAGGACGUCAGAGGAGACCUCAUUUCUAGCUGCGACUCGUGCAACACACACAGCCUUCAAUUACAAUCACACGUGCACAGUCACCAUGAGUCAUGUCUAGAGUGUACGGACUUCAUUAAAAUACUAUUUUUAUUUCUGGUAGAUGAGCUGUGCAUGUGGCAGAGACAACAUAUUUUCUUUGUCAAAUCAAGCUACAAUGAUAUGUACAGUAUGUACAUAUGUACACGACAACAUCAGACAUCACACUACAAUCUGGUCAGAUCAAAUACAAGAGCUGGAUAACAAAUACAGGGUCGUAGACAACCACAACGUAUCCCACCACAUCUUUUCUUGUGCAUUCCUAUAUACACAAAGUAGUGAUUCAUUAACUAUUUUAUUUAAAGUACUGAUUUAUUGACUCUAUUUUUAUGGUUAAAUAAAAACUCCCAAGGUCUCUUAUAAACAAACAAGAAAAGACGUGAACACAUUCCUUCCAUACAAACAAACCUGCAACUAUGAAUUAGUGUUCACAUUUUGUGUGUUUACCACAUACCAUCACAGCAAAAGUAAACAUUUGUAUCCCUUCAAUUUUCAACUUUUAGUCAAUAAUUCAGUGCAACAUGUCACAGUGAGUCCAAUAACACCCAACAAGUUGUGCUGUUAGUGUACUUUGCAAAAAACAAAAAGAAAAGACACUGGUUUGUAGAUACACACCAAUAAUUGAAUGGUUCCCUCUAUGCCAGAGCUGGGCAAAUAUUUUGACUCGGGGGGCCACAUUGACAGAAAAAAAGUGUCUGGGGGGGCCAAGGUGUAUGUGUGUAUAAAUGAUAUAUACACAUUUAGCUGUGAAAAUCUGCUGUACAGUAUGUGUGUUUCGGUCUUUUUUUUCCAGGAACACCAAUACCAAAAUGCACAAUGUCUGAUAGAAUUCUAAAAAAGUCAUGACAGACCACCUCAAAAAAAUGGAAUGGAAUUUUACAGUUCUUUACUGAAUGGGACACUCAAAAUGUACAUGAAAAUAAAGAAAGUGGGAUUUACAAUAUCAACUAUGAACAAUAAAACACUGAUUAACAACA
This is a messenger RNA of Entelurus aequoreus (snake pipefish), 2048 nucleotides long. It is a transcript of the gene bud23, whose product is annotated as BUD23 rRNA methyltransferase and ribosome maturation factor. The record is from RefSeq and is a predicted model, not a curated record. The transcript is spliced from 12 exons. Gene Ontology annotation, cellular component: nucleolus. Bases 180 to 1022 code for a protein of 280 amino acids. Gene Ontology annotation, biological process: rRNA (guanine-N7)-methylation. NCBI's taxonomy places the organism in Eukaryota, Metazoa, Chordata, Actinopteri, Syngnathiformes, Syngnathidae. Gene Ontology annotation, molecular function: rRNA (guanine) methyltransferase activity.